GGAGAAACGCAGAAAUAUAUCUCAGAAUCAGUUUUAAUGUCCUAGAUAUACAUGACGUAACAGUUUGGUGCAGUUUGCCUAGUGGCCAUUUUGUUUUCAAUCGCACGGCUGAUUAAGGUGUCCAUCUGUCCAUUCAGCGUGGCGAGAGAGGCAUACAAGCACGACAAUGGAUUCAAAACGGCAUGAACGCAGUUCCAAGUCGAAUACAGAUUCACCACCAGCUCCACCUUCGCCUCCUAUGUAUAGUGCAAGUUAUACAACAUAUGAUGGGUACAAAAACAGAUUGUCGUCACGUCGUUCACCUUCACCUUUGGACUAUAGAAGCAGUAGAACGUCCCGAAAUGAUUCACCACAGGACAGACGUAGAAGAAGACGCAGUACUUCAAAAUCUCCUCCAUCUAGAUCACAUAAACGAUCUCGAUCUCCUGAUAGAGAUAAAGAUCGAGAUAGAGAUAGAGAUCGAUCGCGGAAAUAUUCUAGAAGAGAUAGAUCCAGAUCUAGAUCAAGAGGAAGAUCGCGUUCCAGAGAUAGAAGACGUAGUCGCAGUCGUAAUAGAAGUAAAGAUAGACAUAGAGGUAGAGAAAGUCGUAGAUACUAUAGAGCACCAUCGUAUGAAUCAGAUGUUACUGAGGAUAAUAUAGAAACAACUGCAUCUCAACCAGUUGUUCCUCCACAAUCUAAUGCUUUUAAGAAUGAUGGUAGCUUUAUGGAAAUGUUUAAAAAAAUGCAGGAACAAAUGCAACCUGCACAAAAAUCGGCGACUUCUGUUUUAGAAGAAAAAACUGUUGUUCCUCCACCUUUAAUAGUAGGAAAGAGGCGAGGAGGUAGAAUUUUAAAAACCGGAAUGGUUGCUAAGCCAAAGACUGAACAAACUGUUGAGCAACCCAAGGAUGCUUGGUCACUUUAUAUGGCUGAAGUGAAAAAGUACAGAGAAGUUUGUUGUCAGGAAGAAGACAACACAAGACCAUUGGUUAAAUAGCUGAUUUUAGAGUUCCAAUCUUUUUCCAUUCUGUUACUUUGUUUUAUCUACAAUGAAUGUACUUUCAAAAGAAGCUGUGUUUCGUUAAUUACAUCAUCGUUGCAUUUAAAUAUAGAAGAAUAGCUAUUAACCAACUUUAGAAAAGACCUCUACAUGCAGUACAAUUAUUUAAAAUUAUGGAAACUUUUAUCGAUACUCUUCAUUAUUUGAUAAAAAAAAACUUCUGUAAAAAUGUAUGCAAAUAUAAAAAAGUGUUUUCUUUUUUGAAUUACUAUAUAGAAUGUACAGUUAAUCAGAAAUUAUAAAUAUAUAGUAUCACGAAUUAUUAAAUAUUUCAACUUAAAGAGCAUUAUUAAUGUAAUAUGAGAAUGAAAACAAGAAUGUAGUGCAGAAGCAAUUAAUGUUUGUGAUAGUGUAUUAUGUGAUGCAAGAGACAAACGGACUAAAGCGAGAGACAAACAUAUAAAGAGUUUGCCUUGUGGGAGAAAGGGAGGGUAACAGUUUGUAGUACUUUCAAUAAAUAUAAUAGAUUAAAUAACUUGUAACUUGUUAAGCAGAAUCAAUAUGGUUAAAUAUACACAACUUGGAAAUGCGACAACACUAGAAACCCCAGCUGAUUUGAAACCAAGCACAGCACCAUAUGACCCAAGAUUUCCAAAUCAGAACCAAACAAGAUAUUGUUACACUAGUUAUUUGGAUUUUCAUCGUUGCAAAAAACGACAUAGUGAAGAGUAUGAGGCAUGUAAAUAUUUUAAAAAAGUAUACACUGCAAUGUGUCCACUUGCUUGGGUAACAAAUUGGGAGGAGCAGAUUGAGAACGGAAAUUUUCCAGGAGAUAUUUAAUACAUUAGAGGCAUCACGUUGUAGUUGCCUCCUAGUAAUAUUGUAUACAUUCUAACAGGACUAUACAAUUUUACCUUUUCCUGUUUGUAAAAUAAUAUUGAAUAAAUUAAUAAUAGUUUAAUUUCUAUAGAGUUCUGUUAAUCAGUAUUGUCUUUGUUUUAUUAUAAUUACUGAACAUAAGUAAAAGUUGCAAGAUAUUUAAAUAUUACAUUAUAUUAUUUAAUAAUUUUACAAUAUUUAUAAUGCAUAAUGUUUUUCCAUGCUAUUAAUCUCAAAUUUAAAAUUAUAAUUUAAUGUAUAUCUUCCUCGUAUAAUUUUAAAUACAUAAAAUAUUAUAAGAUAAUAAUAUUGUAUAAAUG
Molecule: messenger RNA, 2181 nt
Organism: Heterotrigona itama
Lineage: Eukaryota; Metazoa; Arthropoda; Insecta; Hymenoptera; Apidae
Source: the annotation of a GenBank genome assembly